AUUCUACACUACACACAUUUGACCGCACUAUUUCCCACUUCCCCUUUUCCAACAUUCCUGCAAAAUUCCGUGGAAACAGCGCAAAAUCCUCGACGCCUCCUCCGCGCUCGACCGUACAACGCCUCUGGCACCAGGCGAGCGAGCGAGGAUGGGAGCAAUUUGCGAAGACGAGUGCUCGUUGUCUUCGAAUUACAGUUUCGCGUGCUCUCAGGAUUUGAGAUUCUCCAAGCAAGUUCAUGACAAUGUCCACGGAAACAUUUAUCUCGAUCAGCUCUGUUUGAAAUUUGCUGAUACCGAACAGUUUCAGAGGCUGCGCGAUCUUAAGCAACUGGGAAUGGCACACAUGGUUUAUCCAGGAGCUGUCCAUUCUAGAUUCGAGCAUUCUCUUGGAGUUUACUGGCUUGCUGGUGAAGCUGUUCACAAACUUAAGGCUCAACAGGGAUUAGAGCUGGGUAUCGAUCGAUUUGAUAUGCAGACUGUGAAACUUGCAGGGCUCUUGCAUGACGUAGGUCAUGGACCUUUUAGUCAUUUGUUUGAACAUGAGUUUCUUCCCAAGGUUAUCGCAGGAUCAAAGUGGUCUCAUGAGCAUAUGUCUAUACAGAUGGUUGAUCAUAUUGUUGAUGAACAUCACAUUGACAUAGAUGCUGACACCAUUAAAAGAGUCAAGGAAAUGAUACUUGCAAGUUCAAAAUAUGGUAUAGGCAAAAGCACAAGGGAAAAACGUUUUCUUUAUGAUAUUGUGGCAAAUGGUCGAAGUGGCAUUGACGUUGACAAAUUUGAUUACAUUGUCCGUGACAGCCGAGCAUGUGGUUUAGGAUGCAACUUCCAGUUUGAGAGGCUAAUGGAGAGUAUGAGAGUUAUGGGAGAUGACAUUUGCUACCGGGCAAAAGAAUAUCUUACCGUCCAUAAGUUGUUUGCCACCCGAGCUGACCUGCACAGAACUGUUUAUACUCAUGCAAAAGUGAAGGCUUUAGAGCUGAUGGUGGUAGAUGCCAUGGUGAGUGCAAAUGGUUAUCUACAAAUAGCAUCUCACAUACAGGAUCCUUCUCAGUAUUGGAAGUUAGAUGAUACUAUUAUAAAGACAAUUGAGACUGCUCCAGACCAAGAACUGAAGGAAUCCAAGGAUUUGAUCCUUCGGAUUCGCCGGAGGGACUUAUAUCAGUAUUGUAAUGAGUUCGCUGUUCCAAAGGACAAAUUGGAGAAUUUCAAAAAGGUCACUGCUCAAGAUAUAGUUUGUUCACAGAAAAGUGGCGGAGUGUCCAUAAGAGAGGAGGACGUUGCUGUUACCAAUGUCCGGAUUGAUUUGACUCGUGGGAAGCAUAAUCCUCUCGACAGCGUCAAGUUUUUCCAGGAUUAUGAAAGUACGGAGAAAUUCAUUAUUUCUGAUGAUCGCAUCAGCCACUUGCUGCCAACAUCUUACCAAGACAUGAUCGUGCGAGUCUACUCCAAAAAGCCUGAACUGGUUGGAGCUAUUUCCGAUGCCUUUGAGAAUUUUCAGUUAAAGACCUACGGAGUCAAAAAACAAGUGAUGGCAACACCAGAGAAGAAAAGGCAACGGCUUAUGUAGCGGUUCCACUAUCCUGGUUCUUUCUUUCCCUUCCUUCAUUAAACAUGAUGCAGCUAUAGUUAUACUAGCACAUAUACAUCUUCAAUAUAUUCGUAUAUGUUAUUGAAUGGAAAUAUCCACAUGGGCCACUAUUUUUUAUAACCAUGUAAAAAACACUUUGGUUUUACGCAUUUAUCAUAAUAUACUUCUUUUAAUUA
Messenger RNA from Salvia splendens (bonfire salvia), 1764 nucleotides. Its product is annotated as deoxynucleoside triphosphate triphosphohydrolase SAMHD1 homolog. Bases 149 to 1567 code for a protein of 472 amino acids. The record is from RefSeq and is a predicted model, not a curated record. Gene Ontology annotation, biological process: dGTP catabolic process. Gene Ontology annotation, molecular function: dGTPase activity. The transcript has 20 exons. NCBI's taxonomy places the organism in Eukaryota, Viridiplantae, Streptophyta, Magnoliopsida, Lamiales, Lamiaceae. Gene Ontology annotation, cellular component: nucleus.